Molecule: messenger RNA, 327 nt
Organism: Leptosia nina
Lineage: Eukaryota; Metazoa; Arthropoda; Insecta; Lepidoptera; Pieridae
Source: the annotation of a GenBank genome assembly
AUGUGGCUGAGCACAUUUCCAUCGUCAGGGGAAUUUGCACAAGGAGGAACAAGGAAGAAGCGGGGGGCACCCCUUUCUCUGUGGGGGGCUGAGGGACGUCCAACCGCCCUACAUACGUACAAUGGUAGGAUGUUUACAGCGGACGAGGCACGCACGCGGCUCAGUUCUACGUUCUACAGAAUCAGGGUCGUGGACCGGACAUACAGGGCUGCCACUUGUGUGUUAAAAUUAAACGUAGUAGUCGCCGCACUAGAUGACGCAGGGAGAGUGAGGGCGGGCGGGGUGCUGGGCGGCUGGGAGGGGGGCAGUUGGCCACGCGGCCGGUAA